Molecule: messenger RNA, 1059 nt
Organism: Trichoderma harzianum CBS 226.95
Lineage: Eukaryota; Fungi; Ascomycota; Sordariomycetes; Hypocreales; Hypocreaceae
Exons: 4
Coding region: 1-1059 (352 amino acids)
Cellular component (GO): membrane
Source: RefSeq, a predicted model, not a curated record
AUGGCAACUCCAACGACUCACUUAGCUCCUACAAGCGCAACAAGCACCGCUGAGCCGACUUGUACAACUGCUGUUCCCGGCAAAUAUGGCGAAGUGCCCAUCAUCGCCUGCAACUCCAAUUACAAUGCAAUCCCGGCGUUCAUCCCGGCCGUGGUAGUGACCAUCCUCUUCGGUGUGCUCACUUUGAUUCACAUCAUCGAGGCGUUUAUUUUCAAAAAGGGCUAUGCCUGGGUCCUGAUCAUGGCUGCUGCUUGGGAGACAAUAGCCUUCGCCUUCCAUACCGUCGGAGCACACAACCAACAAAACGUUACCUUUGCCACAAUUUGGCAAAUCCUCUUCCUGCUAUCUCCCCUUUGGGUCAAUGCCUUUGUCUACAUGACCUUUGCCCGCAUGGUUCAUGUAUACAUUCCUGACAGAAAAGUCUGGAUUGUCAAGGCCUCCCAGGUAUCAAAGCUCUUUGUCUUGGCAGAUAUCCUCUCUUUCAUUGUGCAAGCCUCUGGUGGCGUCCUCGUCUCCCCUGGCGUAUCUGCCUCGACGCAGGAAAUAGGAAUGCACAUCUACGAGGGUGGUAUCGGACUGCAAGAGGUUUUUAUCCUCUGCUUUAUAGGUCUCAUGAUUGCUUUCCACCGCCGCAUCAAUAAACUCAACAAGGAGCGGCCUCUGCAGCCGGAGGAAGUCAACCUGAACUCGGCCAAUGGAGAAGACCGUCGCGAAAUCGAGAGGCCAAGGGGUGCCCUGGCGCUGCUCUAUGCUCUUUACGCUGUACUGGCGUUUAUUACUAUGCGCAUUAUUUUCCGACUCGUCGAGUUCCUCGGCGGCCGCGAUCCCGACACCAACCCCAUCCCUUAUCACGAAUACUACUUUUACUCCCUCGACGCCUUCCCGAUGUUGGCGGCCCUGCUCAUCCUGGCCAUAGUCCAUCCCGGAUGGUUCAUCACAGGACCCAAUAGCAGCCUUCGAGAUGCCAAGAAAGAGGAGAAGAAGGUAUUUGCCAGCGUUCCGGAGGCUAUUCCAUUUGUCAUUGAUUUUGGUGUUCUUUGCUGUUUUGUUGCAAAUUAA